AUGUCACAGUUCGGUGCCGCAGCGGACAGUGUCAGCCCCGACUCAAUUGCACCGUUGCACAUGCGAAAAGUUGGAGCUUCCAAUCCAAGCAACCUGAACUUGGCACUCACCCACUACUGCCAGGAGGCCCGGCCAGGAACGCUAGACCAUUCCACCAUGACCAGCAUCGACGAGUUGUUCAAGGGGCUGCCCAGCAAACGAAAGGCAGAGCCACUCCGCGACCCUAAUCAAGUCUACAAGUCCGCCAAGCUCGCCCGGGUCGAGGACGAGGCCGACGACGACGACACCGAGGCCGGCCCGGCCCUGCCCCCACCAGACGGCGAGGAUGACGACGGCGACUACGGCCCAGCCAUGCCCCCAGGCGGGGAGGGAGAAGACGACGGCGACGACGAGGAGGGCCGCUUCUUCGGCGGCGGCGUGACGGCGGGGGAGUCGCGGGCGCUGGACUACAUCAACGAGGCGGGCGACGACCUCCCCGAGGAGAAGAUCGACGCGUCGUGGCUCAAGAAGACGGCCCUCAAGUUCGAGCAGCGCAUCAACAAGAACGCGGCCCAGCGCGCAAAGUACGAGGACGACCCGGCAAGGUUCAUCCAGAGCGAGGCCGACCUCGACGCCGACAUCCGCGCCCUGAGCAUCCUGGGCGAGCACCCGGAGCUGUACCCGGACCUGGCGCGCCUGGGCACCGUCGCGAGCCUCGUGGGCCUGCUGGCGCACGAGAACGCCGACAUCGCCAUCGGCGCCAUCGAGAUCAUCGGCGAGCUGACGGACGAGGACGUCGCCGCCGAGGAGGACCAGUGGGACGCCCUCGUCGGCGCCCUGCUCGAGGCGGACCUGGUCGGCCUGCUGGUGAGCAACCUGCGGCGGCUGAACGAGGACUCGGACGACGAGGCGGACCGCACGGGCGUUUACCACGCGCUCAGCGUGGUGGAGAACCUGUGCUCCAACGCCGCCACGGCGGAGAGGAUCGCCAAGGACGACGGGCUGCUGGGGUGGCUGCUGGCGAGGAUACAGAAGAAGGAGAAGGCCACGACGCAGAACAAGCAGUACGCGGCCGAGAUCCUGGCCAUCCUCGUGCAGACGUCGCCGGCGAACCGGCGGAGGCUGGCGGGCAACGACGCCGUGGACGCCAUGCUGCAGCUGCUGGCCGCGUACCGCAAGCUGGACCCGGACAAGGGCCACGAGGAGGAGUACAUGGAGAACCUGUUCGAGGCCCUGGCGUGCGUCGUCGACGAGCCCGAGGGCAAGGCCAGGUUCGUCGAGGCCGAGGGCGUCGAGCUGUGCCUGAUCAUGCUCAAGGAGGGCAAGAAGAGCAGGCCCGCCGCGCUGCGGGUCCUCGACCACGCGGCGGGCGGGACGGCGGGCACCGAGGUGUGCCAGAAGCUCGUCGAGGCGGGCGGCCUCAAGACGCUGUUCACGGCCUUCAUGAAGAAGGGCCGCGACCACCACCACCACCACAACAACACCACGACGACGGAGCACCUCGUGAGCAUCUUCUCGUGGAUGCUGCGGCUCCUGCCGGCCGACUCGGCGGAGCGCGUGCGGCUGCUGGUCAAGUUCGUCGAGAAGGACUUUGAGAAGACGGGGCGGCUCGUCGCGCUGCGGCGGGACGUGGCGGCGCGGCUGCGGCGGGUCGACGAGGAGAUGGGCAGGGAGAACCGCGCGCGGGGGGACAUGGCCCUGACCGAGGGGGAGAUGGAGGAGGAGCGCUUCCUCCGGCGGCUCGAGGAGGGCCUGUUCCUGCUGCAGAGCAUCGACCUCGUGCUGGCGUGGCUCAUCGCCGAGGACGACGGCACCAGGGACAAGAUCCGGGCGCUGCUGGCCGACCGCGACGAGACGUUCGAGGUCGUCAGGGCCUCGCUGCGGGAGCGGCUGGACGCCAUCGGCGACAAGACGUCGCAGGCCGGGAGGGACACGUCCGAGAUGCUGGCCACGCUGAUGGAGUUUUUGUAA
Diaporthe batatas is the source of this 1950-nucleotide messenger RNA. RefSeq lists its product as uncharacterized. Bases 1 to 1950 code for a protein of 649 amino acids. Gene Ontology annotation, cellular component: spliceosomal complex. NCBI's taxonomy places the organism in Eukaryota, Fungi, Ascomycota, Sordariomycetes, Diaporthales, Diaporthaceae. The record is from RefSeq and is a predicted model, not a curated record. The transcript is spliced from 3 exons.